Messenger RNA from Trypanosoma rangeli, 350 nucleotides. RefSeq lists its product as uncharacterized. The record is from RefSeq and is a predicted model, not a curated record. Lineage: Eukaryota; Euglenozoa; Kinetoplastea; Trypanosomatida; Trypanosomatidae. The transcript has a single exon. The annotation marks the transcript as partial.
CACCAACACCGCGGAAGCUGAUGGACAUCUCGGCGGGUAGACCGACUCAUUCUCCAGCAUUUUAUGUGGACACCCCCGCUCCAAUUUACCGGCGCCAAACGGCAAAGCCACCCCAACCCGCCAGCGUCGCAGGCCCGCCCCAGCCGCGAGAGCCGUCGGCAGGCCAAUUCGAGGCAAAGAUAAUAGUGCCAAAAACGGCGCCAGCUCACGCCCUUCCAAGGACGCCCACCCCGCACGCAGAGUCGCCAUGGUCUCCACAGAGGCCCUCAGGCGUGGCAGGCUCCCCCGCCUACCGCGGCUACGCUGCCAUCCACCCGGCAGUUCAAGAAGGGGCAACUGUACUGGGAUAA